Sabethes cyaneus is the source of this 1206-nucleotide messenger RNA. RefSeq names its product homeobox protein B-H2-like. Gene Ontology annotation, biological process: regulation of DNA-templated transcription. The transcript is spliced from 3 exons. Lineage: Eukaryota; Metazoa; Arthropoda; Insecta; Diptera; Culicidae. Gene Ontology annotation, molecular function: DNA binding; DNA-binding transcription factor activity, RNA polymerase II-specific. The coding region runs from base 7 to 1206 and encodes 399 amino acids. The record is from RefSeq and is a predicted model, not a curated record.
GCGAACAUGUUAUGCAGAAGCCCGCCGCCAGCGAGUCCGGCAGUGUCGGAAAUCUCGGUUGGUUCUCCAAGUCCACCACCGGUGGUGGACCAUCAUCUCCACCGUCUGCAGGCUCAUCACAACAGCAGUCGAGGCGAUGACUAUUUUAGCCCACUGAAGCGACUACGAGGAGUUGAACAUAGUAGUAUAAGUCCACCCAAGGAUGAACCGGUGAGCCCACCCCGGGAGCGGCCAAGUCCUCCAACUUCGGCUGCCUCCUCUGCCGCCACUGUGAAGUCCUUCUCUAUAGCGGACAUCCUUGGCCGGGACACGGACACCAGCAAUCGUGAUAGUGCGUUAGCCUUGCACCACCACCAUACGCUUCAUAGUACGCACCACAGUACGCUUCAGGCGGCUGCCACCAAAAUAGUGCGACCGUGGGAUCACCUCCGGGGACCGAUUCCGGUGCGACCAUUUCUGCCUCCUGCCCUGCUACACUACGAACACCGAUUAGCACUAGACUAUCACCAGCAGCUUCAGGAGCACUUCCGAGCACAAGCACAGCUUCUGCGGCACAUGAGCAUGGACAUUAUUCCUUCGGAGAGCGGCUCGGAACGGUCCAGCUCGGCAGCUAGCGGCGACUGCUGCUCGCCGGAGAUCGGCCGAACCUCCGAUCACCAUCAAUCCUCGCAGUCGUCGUCCUCCGGAUCGCACAACAACAAUAAUAACAACAACAACGGAAGUGGUGCCGGCAUCGGCAGUGGGAAAGCCGGUGUGAAGACGGGUCCAAACGGCACCCCGCUGGAUGCGUUAUUUCAGAUGACCAACAAAAACUUCGACGAAGCAAACGAGGAUGGGGAGCAAUCCCAUCUGAACCUAUUCGCCAACCGGCCCCAACCAAAGAAGAAGAGGAAAUCGCGGACGGCAUUCACCAACCACCAGAUCUUCGAGCUGGAGAAACGGUUCCUGUACCAAAAAUACCUCUCGCCCUCGGAUCGGGACGAGAUUGCCGCUGCCCUCGGAUUGUCCAAUGCACAGGUCAUCACCUGGUUCCAGAACCGACGGGCGAAGCUGAAGCGCGACAUGGAGGAGCUGAAGAAGGACGUCGAAACCGUGAAAAUCAUGUCCGCACAGAAGACGUUCCUCGAGAGCGUCAACGAUAUGAACAUCCUGAAGAAGAAGAUCGUCACGGCCCACGACGAGCAGGGCGGCAGCCCGCACAAAUAA